AUGGAAACACAAAAAGGCAUCCAAAAGGAGAUCAACAAGAAGAUGCUUGAGACAGAGAAGCAGAUGAAGGACUUUUGGACUCACCUAGAGCAGUCUGUCCUUCACAGCCACAUCGACGUGGCUUUUGAGCAGAUCUCCUCCAACCUCGAGGUGGCCAACAUGCGAAUCUUUGAGAGUGAACUGCAGAAGACGCCAUUCAAGAAUGCAGAAGCCGCAAAAACACCUCAAGGUGGUAAGCAGUCAACCACGGUAACCACUUCUUUGCCAUUAGCCAAGAAAUCGAACCCGGUGGUAGUUAAGAUGCACUCCAAAUCAAGCAAAACUUUGAUAAUCGACCCAGAAGACGAGAACAGCAACUUUCCAACUCUCUUUUCAGCAAAGAACGCCGAAAAAGAGGCUAAACCUCCACUUGAUCAGUCUUUUCAUUCUACUGGACCAGUUUCAUCCAGCUCCGCUCGCCGACCAUUCACCGUGGAGCACUUUCAGUCCGAGUCUGUUAAGAGAAUUAAACAAGGCGGGCAAAACAAGGAGAACAUAACCGACGACGACGACGACGAUUAUGAUGACGAUGAGGAUAACCUUGACGACAGGGACGAUGACAACAACGAUGAGGAGGAGGAGGAGGAGGAUCAAGGAAAGGUGCCGCGGGACGAUGACAACAACGAUGAGGAGGAGGAGGAGGAGGAUCAAGGAGAGGUGCCGCGGCCUCUGAUGCCGGAAAUUACUAUUGUCGACACAACUGUGAAGGACAGUGCAAUGGGGGGACAUCAGCAGCUGCAACAGCUGAACCCUGUGAGUGUCAAUCUCACUGUCCAACAACUGUCGUCAAAUGAGGAGAAUGUUCCCAGUUCCUCUGUUUCAUCGUCACCGCCCGUGACAGUGCCCAGCUCUGAGUAUAGUUUACCGGAUAUUUACACCAGCAAG
Molecule: messenger RNA, 924 nt
Organism: Rhagoletis zephyria (snowberry fruit fly)
Lineage: Eukaryota; Metazoa; Arthropoda; Insecta; Diptera; Tephritidae
Source: RefSeq, a predicted model, not a curated record